Staurois parvus is the source of this 317-nucleotide messenger RNA. NCBI's taxonomy places the organism in Eukaryota, Metazoa, Chordata, Amphibia, Anura, Ranidae. The record is from the annotation of a GenBank genome assembly.
UUAUAGCGGGACUGCGGGGGGCAUUCUGACACCGGGGGGCAACUGACUUGGUGUCACUGACAUCCCCAGUGACACCAGUACAGUGAUUAGGGCUACUAAAAAGCACUGACACCGUACUAAUGGCACUGAGCAGGAAGGGAUUAACAUCUGGGGUGAUGAAGGCGUUAAUAUCUGGGGCGAUCAAAGGGUUAACUGUGUUCUGUGUUUUACUAGGGAGGCAUGCUAUUUUGUAUUGCUCUGCUAUGCAGAGCAAUACAAAGUAGCCUGCUGGUGCUGACAAAGGAGAGCUUUGUAUUGUUUACAUACAGACCUCUCCC